Messenger RNA from Schistosoma rodhaini, 2571 nucleotides. NCBI's taxonomy places the organism in Eukaryota, Metazoa, Platyhelminthes, Trematoda, Strigeidida, Schistosomatidae. The record is from the annotation of a GenBank genome assembly.
AUAUGAUUGGGAUUUUUAAACGAUUAAAAUGUUGUGAACAACCCAUUGCGUUGAAGGUGCUCAAUGAGUUCCUGAAGUAUAACGUAAAGUUCACUGAAACGAAAACUACAAUUGAUUUUAUUAACAAGUGCAUCGAGUCAGGUCACUAUCCGAAAUUGUACUAUACAUCACUGCGACGCAACGGUGUCUACCCCAAUCGGAAAACGCUGAAACGUCACGCCCUAAAUCAGAUCGACGCCCUGCAUUCAGACAUAAAUGAGAUACAGAUGAAUGUUUUCCGCAGAAAGUAUGCAGUGGAUGACUUAACGGAGGAAUUAAAAAUACCUUUCAUGAACUAUGUUACUAAUGUUAUGGAUCAUAGAUCAGGAAAUAAACUCAUUCAGCUUUUGAAAGGUCUGGAACAUCAGACAGCUGAAAGCAAAUUUCCAACGGACUCUAAAAGGUAUGUCCAUAAUUUAUCGGAUGUCGAACUGGAUAACGAUAAACUAGAGGUAUUAUCCUUAGGUCUAAAGUUUUGUGAUACCCGUAAUAAUUGUAACCACAUAGAUACUGAUAUACAGUUUGAGAAUCUAUACAGCCAGACACGUGAUUUAGUGGCUAAUUCUGAUCAACAACUGGAGCACUUUAAAUCUACUCUUGUGGACUGUUGCUACCAGUAUAAAAACAAUAAAUUUAAUUACAAAAGUAUUCUUACAAAAAGGCAUAAGGAAGCUAUUAACGUUCUCCUAAAGGAUGAGACGUUAUUGAUUACGAAACCUGACAAAGGUUCAGGAGUGGUUCUUCUCAAUAAAAACGAUUAUAUUGAUAAAAUGGGGACCAUCUUAAAUGACAAAUUGAAAUUCCAAAAAAUAACUAACCAUAAAGAUCUCAAUAUGAAAAUAGAGAAAGAGCUUACUAGUUCUUUGAAGAAGCUCAGAGACAACCAGACUAUUUCGUCUGGUCUAUAUGAAAUGAUUAAACCAGUUGGAACCUAUCUGCCAAGACUGUAUGGAUUACCAAAGGUACACAAACCGGGGAUCCCAUUACGACCUAUUUUAGAUAUGUAUAACUCUCCUUAUCAUACUAUAGCUAAAUGGUUGGUAACUUUAUUGAAACCUCUCCACGAAAAGCUGGUAAAACAUAGUGUUAAGGAUGUAUUUCAAUUUGUUGACAAAGUAAAAAAUGUCAAUACUUUGGGACUAAAGAUGAUGUCUUUGGAUGUAACAUCACUAUUCACGAAUGUCCCACUUCUUGAGACAGUAGAAUAUAUAGGGGAACAACUGAUUGAAAAUAAAAUUGAAACUACUGUUCCGAUUAAUGUCUUGAAAGAGUUAUUACUGAAAUGCACCAUGAAUGUAAAUUUCAAAUUCAACGGUGACAUAUUUAGACAAACAGAUGGUGUGGCAAUGGGUUCACCUCUGGGCCCUAUACUAGCUGAUAUAUUUCUAGCUAAAUUAGAGAAUGGUCAUCUGAAAAAGAUUAUUCAAGAAUUCAAAUUUUACUGCAGAUAUAUGGAUGACACAUUCAUCCUGUGUAAAGAUAAUAUUUCACAACAAGAUGUGCUUAGGCAGUUUAACGAAGUGCAUCCAGCCAUCCAGUUUACAUCGGAGGAAGAGAGUGAUGGCCGAUUAGCCUUUUUAGACGUCCUCUUAACUAAGAGAUCUGAUGGAUCGUUAAGAAGAAACAUGAACAGAAAAAGUACUUGGACUGGGCAGUAUACACACUUCCUAAGCUUUGUACCUCUACAGUACAAACGAAACCUAAUCAAGACCCUUAGCUAUCGAAUACGCACUAUAUGUUCGGCGGAUGUAGUUGACAAUGAGCUAAACACAUUGCAUAAUGCUCUAAGGGAGAACGGAUAUCCCAGAAAAUUUAUAAUUAAAUAUAUGAUCUUUAAAGUGAAAAUAGGCGAAUUCCAAACGGUCAAGAAAAAGUCCUUGUUCAUGCGCCUACAAUUCAGGGGGGAUGCCGCUGGCGAAAUACUUGCUCAGAGAUUACGCAGAUCUAUCCAAAAAUCUUUCAACGCAGGUGAACUACGUUUGGUGUUUUCUACGCGUCCGAUGGUGACACCGAGGUUUAAAGAUGAAGUUCCUAGAAUGACCACUUCAUUUUGUAUUUAUCAGUUCGACUGCUCCUGUGGAGCAAGUUAUAUUGGUCGAAGUUCUAGGAAUUUACAUUUUCGUGCUCGUGAACACCUCCCAGCGUGGCUAAGCAAAGGUCUGAUGAAGAAAGUAAACAGCUCGAUUUUGGCCCAUUUAGUACAAACUGGUCAUAGUGCCAGUAUAAACCAAUCUUUUUCAAUUAUUUAUAGGGUCAGUAAUUUUUUGCCUAAGCUUGUCAGGCUUAAAGUCCUUCAAACGGCGGAGGCAGUAGCCAUCAGAAUGAAGAAACCUGAGCUAUGUGUACAGAAGAAAUAUCUCCAACCCCUACUUCUCCCUUGGCCAACCACAAGGCCAAUUAAUGAACAAUCAUCUUAGCUAUUGUAUGACCUAAUUUGACUAUGUACUUACGACCUUUCGUAGUCAAAUGUAAUUGUCUCUCUUAUCUUUAUUCACAAAUCUUUGUAUUUUAUUAUUAUUAUUAUUAUUAUUA